AUGACAGAAAACGAGUACGGGAUUGGAGAAACACAAGAUGUCCAAGAAGGAGAGAAUGAGCCAAGGACAAACCUGUUCUUUGCGAUGCUUUCAGUAGUCAGUGUUACAAUAGGUGCAGGGAUGGUAGCUGUACCUAAUGCUGCUUAUAACUCAGGAAUUCCAUGGACAAUUGCAUACUUUAUAUUCAACUUCAUACUAUGUGUCUAUUCUAUCCAUUGAUACUUAAGGUGAGCACAAGUAACAGGAUUCUACUCCAUACCAAAAAUAGGAUUUGAAGUAUGGGGGAGGUUCUCCUUAUACUUUGUGAACUUCCUUCAAGUGAUUGGCUUUCUGUUCCUUCCUAUUUCAUACUUUAUCAUCUUCGGGAAUCUUCUGAGAUCAUUAUUCAUGGAAAUCAAUUGGGUCAGGGAGAACGCUAGGAAUACUAUCGGUAGCCAAUGGCUGAGCGUGUUGCUCCUUGCCAUAGUCCUGCUCCCUUUGAUAAUCAAGAGGAAGAUUGCUGAGCUGAAAAUUGCAGGAGUUUUUCUCUUUAUCUCAGUAUUACUAUUUAUUACUUUGAUGAUUGCACUUAGAGUGUUUAACUCUGGCAACAUAAAUAACCCAUUUCCAGUCGAGCAGAGGGCUUUCUACAGGUUCAGGUUCGACAAGGCCUUUAUAUCUUCUCUUUCGACUGCAUUCGUAGCAUUCGGAUUCCAGUCAGCAUUCUUUCCAAUCUACAAUGGCUUGGUAAAAAGAACAUAUAGAAGAGGAAUGAAGUUUACUUUCUUGGGUAUUGGUUUCUGAUUCAUAAUCUACAUGAUGGUGAUGUUCGUUUCUCUCUACACAUUUGGCAUCAACGUCCACGGAGAUGUUCUUGAGAAUGUUGAAGAGAUAGAGGCAUGGGAGUCCUAUGUGCUCAGAGGAGUCUUCAUGAUCCUGAUGGCCACUCAUUUGCCAUUCAUCUUCUUUGUCGGUAAAGAUUCUCUAUUGGCAAUAAUUGCCCUCUUAGUUGUCAAAGGAGAUAUUGAAAAGGAAAUCAUCAAGAACAUCGCAAAUGACGAAGACUAUGAGCAAAAACAAAAGAAAAAGGAUAAGAAAAAGAAGAAGAAGAAUAAGAAGAAAGACAAAAAGGGUCACAAAGAAGCACUCAUUGAUGAUAACUCCUCUGAAGGCAGGGUUUCUUAUCAAAUCAAUAGAGAGUCAACCUUAUCAUCAGUCUCUAGCGAUCAUGUAACUCUAGAGCAGCCCAAAAUAACAAACUAUACAGGAAUAGUUCCUACGUACGAGGAGAAUAAUCAGGAAGAGAAGAGCGAAUCUAUUAUUUCAUAUGAAGAUGCCGAGCAAAAUGUCUCAGUUGGAGUUGAUCAACUCCCAAAAUGGGUUUACUACACAGUCACUCUCCUCUCCUACGGAGCAGUUGUUGCUGCUUCUAGUUUUAUAACAGAUGCAGAAAUUGUUCUGAAAUUUAUCGGAUCUGUUGCAAAUGCAUUACUAAACUUUACCCUCCCAGGAUUGUUCUACUUUGUCAUAAUGAGAAGGUACAAUGUUGUAAAGAAACGCUGGAAAAUAUACUUGGCUCUAGCAUUGGCUAUCUAUGGUGCCCUCAUGGGCAUUAUCCUCACAGGUGUAAAUAUCUGGACAAGUAUCUCUCCUGUUGUAAGACAUCCAGACGAUGUAUAA
Messenger RNA from Moneuplotes crassus, 1659 nucleotides. The record is from the annotation of a GenBank genome assembly. Lineage: Eukaryota; Ciliophora; Spirotrichea; Euplotida; Euplotidae.